Drosophila simulans is the source of this 1889-nucleotide messenger RNA. RefSeq lists its product as uncharacterized. NCBI's taxonomy places the organism in Eukaryota, Metazoa, Arthropoda, Insecta, Diptera, Drosophilidae. The transcript has 2 exons. The record is from RefSeq and is a predicted model, not a curated record. The coding region runs from base 493 to 1377 and encodes 294 amino acids.
UUAUUUCGGUUACUGUACAGCAUUUCUUGGAAGAAGGCAAUGGAGCGCUACAGCUGCCGCGUCGGCCUUCUGCCCGUGCGACCGUUAUUUCUAUUGUCUCGUUCCUACCAGCUCGUGUACCUUUCAACGUGAGUCCGGUUCGUCUUUCAGUUCGGUUUCGGCAUUCAAAAUGGAUAGAUCUACGAAAGAGAAAUGUACGUGGCAGGAUAGAAAAGGCUCGAGAAGCAGACAUCCGCGAAAUGAACGAAAAAGAUCCGCGGGUUUCAAGGGAACAAAUCGACACGAUAUCGAAACGGAUCUAACGUUUGCGAGCACUUCGGCAGCAAAAUUCUCAAUAAUAGUCCGUUUAGCUAUGUGAUUUAGGAGUUCUUUUUGGUUUUUGGAUUGGGCUUUAAAAUUUGUGUUCAGUGUUCGUGUCCAGAUCCGGCCGAGAUAGAUUCUUGUCCUUUGAUAAAAAAUACUUAUGAAAUCAAUCGUCGUUUCUGCUUUGUCAUGCGAUUGGUCGGCAUCGGCAUAAAUGGCAUUAGAAAUUUUAUCGCCUUGAUUGAUUUAACUGCAAACUUCAAUAAUAACACCAAUUAUGGAAUAGUGAAAAUCCUGCAGAUUUCAGCGAAAUCAAUAUACGAGGCCGUCGUGAAAAAAGCAGGUACCGAAGAGAAGAAAAAAACAUUGGAAGCAGAAAAUCGGGGCGAUAUUCUGACGGUGUCUGGUGAUGGAUCGUGGUCGAAACGCGGUUUCACGUCGCGCAUGGGUAUCGUGUCCGUGAUUGGAAAAUAUACUAACAAAAUUUUGGAUGUUGCUGUCAAAUCAAGCUUCUGCAAGGCUUGUGCAUUCUGGAAAGGACAAGAGGGAACACCCGAGUACGAGGCGUGGUUUGAGACGCAUGGAUCCGAAUGCAACGUCAAUCACGAAGACAGCGCGGGAAAAAUGGAAGUCGACGGUAUAAUCGAAAAAUUCAAGAGAUCAGAAGAAUUGCACAACGCGAAAUACGGUUAUAUACGGUAUAUAGAUACAAAAACAUUCAAUAUGUUAUUAGAAGCCAAGCCGUACGAUGACGAUUUGACGGUAAAAAAAAAAGGAAUGCGUUUUGCACGUGAGCGAGUAUAUAAAAGGGGAAACGAAGCAAGAAAAAGAAUAUUAUGGCUUGGCAGUUUGCGAAAUUUCAAUUCCGUGGAAAAUAUGAGGAAAGCCAUAUGGGCUACAUUUCAUCACAAAAGCUCAACUGAUGAAAAUCCUCAGCAUGAGUAUUGCCCUCCGGGAGAAGAUUCGUGGUGCGGAUGGCGCAAGGCCGAGGCCACAGGAGAGGAGUACACCCAUCCACCAGCACUCGACGAAGACGUACAACAAGUUUUAAAGCCGAUUUACGAUUUACGAUGAUCUAACAACGGAGGAUCUCUUAGAACGAUGUACGGGCGCGAACACUCAAAACAAUAACGAGAGCUUCAAUCACUGUGUGUGGCAACUAGCCCCAAAGCACGUAUUCUGCGGCAAGCAGAUAGUAGAAAUCGCUACGCAGUGUGCUGUGUGCACCUUCAAUGAAGGUUACGACCCAAUUUUAAAAAUUUUUGAGACGAUGGGAUGAUAGGACCGAGCGCCGCAGAUUUCGCCUCUAAGUACAAGAAUGCGCGCAUCACCCAAGCAAACCGCCGGGCGUCCCUGGAUCGCAAAGAGGCGAGGACAGCUCGUCGGACUGAACAAUCCAUUGAGCACGAUCUUUUCGAAGAAGCAGAAGGGAUAUUGUAUGGACCUGGCAUCGCUGAUUGACUGUAAGUAAACGAUUUACCUAAAAUUUCCUCACUUGAUACUUUGAACGCGUUUUUCUCGAAACAGCAUUUUUCAAAACGGUGUCGGAUUUGGAGGGCAGAGUUUUAAAGAUAUCGGGUUGAAUU